AUGCUCGUUAAUUUGUCUAUUAUGAAGUUUACUAUUAUUUCGACUGUGAUUAUCACUGCUUCUGCAGUCAUUGCUGUUCCUGCCAUCAAUGACAGACUCCAGUUUAAUGCACCGUCUAUCAACCAAAAUCAAAACACUGGUCUCGAUACUGGUCCUGGAUCUGGCCCUGGCCUGUCAUCUGAGUCUGGUCUUGGAUCUGAGUCUGAAUCUGCCAUUCAGGAUGCAGCCAAAAUCCCGAUUUUUUCAGCUCCAACGUUUUCAAAACCAGUAUUUUCACAAAACACUGCUGAUACUCAAAACAUUGAUAUUCCACAUCAAUCAUCCGUCUGUUCAGUUGACGAUUACGCAAACACCAUCCAGAAUUUGCAAAAUGUAAUCCAACAACAAAUGUCAACCAUCCGUGACAUGCUGGAUAGAUUGCACGCAUCCAGUAUUCAACAACAAGCAAUGCCUGAUUCAUCAUUUGAUUCAUCGUUUGGUGCACGUCAUGAUGCAUUGACUCGUUUGCAUGAUUUGAAUGAUCGUCUUGGCAACAAUAUGGUCAGAUUCACGACUGCUAGUCCAUUGGUUAUGGAUUCAUGGUCUGAUGUCAAGAGCGGUAUGAAACCAUCAUGUGCCGGAAUCAAUGCGGCUUCUACAUGUCAAGAAAAUGCAAUCAAGAGUGAUGUGUCGUGUGGUGAAGACAAGUCUGCAGCAGUAGAUCGAGCCAAUGCAGUGCGUGGAUUCAUACGUGGCAUUGCAUUGCAAAAACUUGCAUUGUUGGACUGUGCAGCAUCUAAUCUUGGACAGCAAUAUCAAGGUAACCAAAAAACACAGCUACUGCAGCAACUUGAUCGUGUUCGUGAAGCCACGGCAAAACUUGAAUUGCAGUUCAAAUCGCUAUCAUGUCGUGCCAAGCAACUAGGCAGCUGUGAUGCCAAGAUUGGUGAGUGUAAAGGUGUUCGAGAUAAUACACGCUUGGAACGACGAUGGAUCAACCCCGCCAUGUUUCCUAAUAUGAAUCCAGCAUUUUUUCCAGGAGUUGGUUCUGGUGUAGCUCCAUUUGAUCAGCCCUGGGUUGGAGUUUAUACAUUUAAUCCCAACUUUUACUAUCUAGGGUACUAUCCAGAAUACAACACAGGAUACGGUGCAGGAGUUGCUCCGGGAUAUGGUGUAGGCAUGUAA
This is a messenger RNA of Batrachochytrium dendrobatidis JAM81, 1164 nucleotides long. RefSeq lists its product as uncharacterized. The record is from RefSeq and is a predicted model, not a curated record. Bases 1 to 1164 code for a protein of 387 amino acids. NCBI's taxonomy places the organism in Eukaryota, Fungi, Chytridiomycota, Chytridiomycetes, Rhizophydiales. The transcript has a single exon.